AUGAUGAGUUUUUACUUGGAAUCCUUGGAUUACUUGAUUCCGCCACCGUCCAUGGCAGAUGGAUACUGGAACCAGCAGAGACAUCACCAGCCUCCGAUGUCGUCGAUCCCCCACGGUGGUCCUCCGAAACGUCACCGUUCUGACUUAGGGCAUGAUAUGCACAGUUACUUGUCACGGGACGAGGAUCGAUUUAUCCCUCAUUCAGUAACAGAUACCAGAACUAUUGGGUCAGCUUAUGACCUCUACCUACAGAGUGUGCAAACGCCUGAAGAAGUUGGUCCAUUUAAUGGUGUUGGCAUGGGAAGUGCAGGAGGUAAAAACAUGAUGCCUAGUCCUUCCAUGGGUGAGCACAUGACUGGGCGUGGUGGAGUUAUGCCUCCGGAUUUUGGGCAGCAUGGUCGGGCUAUGGGUUUCGGUCAACAAGAUUUAGUCGGUAGGCCUGCCCGGGAACUGCAAAGUCUACCUCCUGAUGCAUCCAACACUCUUUAUGUUGAAGGGCUUCCUUCUAAUUGCUCAAGGAGGGAAGUAGCUCAUAUAUUUCGGCCCUUUUUCGGAUAUAAAGAAGUGAGACUUGUGACCAAAGAUUCAAAGCAAAGGAAUGGAGAUCCUAUCGUUCUUUGUUUUGUUGAUUUUGAAAAUCCUGCGUUUGCAGCAACUGCUCGUAUCGCCCUGCAAGGCUAUCGAAUGGAUCAAGAUGAACCUGAUUCCAAGAUUUUGCAGAUUCAAUUUUCCAGAAACCCAGGUCCAAGACCAGGACAACGCGGAGGAAGGAGGUGAUGAGUCGGUGACAUUCGGGGCGCAUCAACCAAAUCGUAACUUAUAGUUUCUCUAUAACCCAAACACACUUGAUCACAUGUUCAAAUCCUGUAGGAGUCCUCUCACUCAAAGCAAUAGAGAUGUACGGACACAAGAGUCUAUAAAAUGAGCUGAUGUGAUUGGAAUCUAAAGUCUCUCUCACUCUCACUCACUCUUCCGUUUUUCCAUCUUCUUGAUAGAUUUAGUGCAUGAUCUUAUGAAUACUUGUUUGUCAAAGUCCAAAAGUUUGUAACAAUCUUUUCCUUUGUAUGUGGGAAUUAUACGGAAUGGGAUUUCGAUUUUGUCCUCAGGGAUUAGUAGUUGUAUUUGUUCAUUGUAGAUUUGGGACAGAAUCCAAAACACUGGAUCAUUUUUACCAUCUUUUUUUUAUAUAACUAUACAAAAAUUAUUUUGAGAUUUUUGUUGUUGUUACUUGUUGUGACUCUGC
Molecule: messenger RNA, 1243 nt
Organism: Thlaspi arvense
Lineage: Eukaryota; Viridiplantae; Streptophyta; Magnoliopsida; Brassicales; Brassicaceae
Source: the annotation of a GenBank genome assembly